This is a messenger RNA of Peromyscus californicus insignis, 1668 nucleotides long. It is a transcript of the gene Trnp1, whose product is annotated as TMF1 regulated nuclear protein 1. Lineage: Eukaryota; Metazoa; Chordata; Mammalia; Rodentia; Cricetidae. Bases 115 to 786 code for a protein of 223 amino acids. Gene Ontology annotation, molecular function: DNA binding. The transcript has 2 exons. Gene Ontology annotation, biological process: regulation of cell population proliferation. Gene Ontology annotation, cellular component: nucleus. The record is from RefSeq and is a predicted model, not a curated record.
GCUGGGCGGCGCGUGCGGCCUGGGUGUGGGCUCUGCGGCCGCCUCUCCCUCGUCCCGUGCUCCGCGUCUCCGGUCCCUGCGUACCGACCGCCGGGGGCCGCCGCGGGGCGGGGGAUGCCGGGCUGCCGCAUCAGCGCCUGUGGCCCAGGGGCCCAGGAAGGGACGGCAGAACCGGGGUCCCCCCCGCCGCCACCCCGGGAGCCCCUGCCGUCCCUCCAGCCCCCGCCCCCAUCGCCGACCUCGACCCCGACACCCACUCAGUCACCGCCGUUGCCCGAGGCGGCGGAGACACCGGCGGAAGGGCAGGAGCUGCAGCGCUGGCGCCAGGGUGCUAGCGGGGGCCCCGGGGGCGCCGGACCGGCGGGGGGCGCGGGCGCGGCGGCAGGGGCGGGGGGCCGCGCGCUGGAGCUGGCCGAAGCGCGGCGGCGACUGCUGGAAGUGGAGGGCCGCCGGCGCCUGGUGUCGGAGCUGGAGAGCCGGGUGCUGCAGCUGCACCGAGUCUUCUUGGCUGCCGAGCUGCGCCUGGCGCACCGAGCCGAGAGCCUGAGCCGCCUGAGCGGCGGCGUGGCCCAGGCCGAGCUCUACCUGGCGGCGCACGGGUCGCGUCUCAAGAAGGGCGCGCGCCGCGGCCGCCGGGGUCGGCCCCCCGCGCUGCUGGCCUCGGCGCUCGGCCUGGGGAGCUGCGUGCCCUGGGGCGCGGGGCGGCUGCGGCGCGGCCACUGCCCCGAGCCCGACUCGCCCUUCCGCCGCAGCCCGCCCCGCGGCCCCGCCUCCCCCCAGCGCUGACCUCCGAACCCCGGACCCCUGGGCUCCCGAGACAGGCGGAAGGACGGAAGGACCGACAGGUCUGGGUGCUGGCUAGAUGGACGGCGUCAUCUACGCGGAGGAGACAGUCGGGGGGCCGGGGGGCCCUGAAAAUGAGACUGAGCUCCCCAGUGCCUCCACUUUAUGGGUCUGGACUUCUGCAUUCUGCUCCUUCUCUGGAUACCGCCCUCAGGAAGACUUCCAGGAUUGACUGUGCCCAGUCACCCUGGGCACCCUCGGCACCCUCCUCUCAGGAGCCCUUACAGUGGCAGGGGCCUGGGGCCUGGGAACUUGCUAUACUCUGAGUUGCUUUCCAUACACCGCAUUUGACUUUGCUUAUACGGGGACCUGUUACGUUGUCAGUUAGCCAAGAGUGCGGCACACAUGGCCGGCUUUCUUUUUAAAGAUAGACUCCUCAUUCUUCAACAAGUCACAGUGUAGCUGGAGUCCCCAUCAUGACAAGUCACAGUGUAGCUGGAGCCCCCACCAUCACUUUUAUGUCCGUAGCUCCAGAAGGCCUACGUAAGGCAAGUCACUGGUGUGGGAACCCCCAUUUCCCUCCCCACUGUGCGUGUCCUCCCCAUGUGAGCGAGGACAGACAUACCUGUGGCUCCUUGCAGACAAUCAGCUGCAGCCUCCUAGGGGGACACCUCUUUCUCAGGAUGAGGUGGUGGCAACCACGCUUCCAAGCAAAGUUAAAUGCACAAAGGAAAUCCACUUCACAUAUCCUGAUGAGGGAAGGAGGCACAUUUACUCACACACCGCCCGAAACUUAUAGGCUUCUGUAGAGUGGCUGUAUAUCGACUCAGUCCCCAACUAUAUACACAGACAGGAAGAAUAAAUCUUAAUAAUAUGAGGCUGAAA